UCCAACCUGACCUGGCGAGAUGCCCAGCAUCUUCUGCCCUGGUCUGCCCGACUGCCGAAUCCACAUGAUCCGGUCUGGCAGGUGAAUGGCGCCGGUCUUCUCGUAUCGCCACAGUUCGGCUACGGUCUGCUCGACUGUUCUCGUCUCGUCCGACUGGCGCUGGCCUGGCGGUCUGUCGGUCCACUCUGUCAAGCCGAGCGGACCUGGCUUGCGACUGGCGGGCCGAUGGUCGCCACGAAAUCCGGCCUCGUGGAUCUCUCCACGGAACAAAUGGACAGUCUGUUCACUCGACAGGCGGACACUUCAGGCAAUGAAGCACUGCGAAAUAACAUCAAAGCCGGAAGGAGCUACGCCGAAGGACGAUCUGCACUGCUGCACCAAGCCGAAAAGGAUCUCGCCCUCAUCGACGGUCUGUACGUCAGUUUGUCGGCCUCGAUUCGCCCCGCUUGUCCGAAUCGCAUUCAUUACGAAUCUCAGUUCUAG
Molecule: messenger RNA, 483 nt
Organism: Protopolystoma xenopodis
Lineage: Eukaryota; Metazoa; Platyhelminthes; Monogenea; Polystomatidea; Polystomatidae
Source: the annotation of a GenBank genome assembly